AUGCAACCCUGGCCUUGGGGGUUGGGGGUUGGGGGUUGGUUGUUAGCUAUCAUUUCCCCUCCCUCGUUUGCUGACACCUUGCGGAGGUGCGCUUUUAACAAUCUGGGGAGAAGUCUGCAACUCGAAUUGAGCAAGAUCCGGUACUACAGUGGAGUACUGCUACAAGAGCCCAGGAGAUCGAAAUAUAGUUAUCUUCUUGCGAUGACCCAGCUCGAUCUCCCACCAAAUUCGUCUGCGCCCUCGGAUUCUCUCAGGAUAUACAUCACAAUGUCGUCCAUCGUGCGUACGUCGCUGAGGCAAUUUUUGCACACAAGCCGCCAGUCACUCCUGGCGUCGUUGAAGGCAAAGAAGCCGGUUAAUAUUGUGAUUGGGAAUCAGUCUGCGGACAUCGACUCCUUCGCAUCCUCCAUCCUCUACGCCUACUACACCGGUCCCACCACCCCGCCCACCACCCCGCCCACAAUCCCCCUCCUCUCCAUCCCGCGCGAAGACCUCUCCCUCCGCCCCGAGAUCCUACACCUCUGCAAUCUCUUCUCAAUCUCCCCCUCCGACCUCAACUUCACUGACGACCCCCCCAUCACCGACCUACCCCAAGACUCAACAAACAUAGCCCUCGUCGACCACAACCACAUAGAACCAAACCUCUCCUCCCAUUUCACAGACCCCGCCAAAGCCGUCACAGCCGUCAUCGACCAUCAUGACGAUGAGGGCCUAUACCCAGAUGCAAAACCACGCAUCAUAACACCGAGUGGAUCAUGCUCGUCUCUCGUAACCCAGCACUUCCAGAGUGCGUUCCCGCAGAGCGGAGACGUCCGCGGGGAGCUGGCGCGACUGGCGCUCGCGGCGGUGCUCAUUGAUACUACGAACAUGACCAACAAGGUCACGCCGCACGACGAAGAGGUAUUGGCUUUUCUCGAGGCUGAGAUAGCCAAGAGCGUUACAGAAGGUGGUGGUGCCGGCGAGCCAUGGGAUCGUAAGAAGUUCUACAACGGCGUGUGGGACGCCAAGAACAACGUUGACGCCAUGCCGCUGCGGGACCUGCUGCGCAAGGACUGGAAGGAGUGGGCUGAGAGCGUGGCGGGUGUGGACGGGGUACAGAGAAAAGUCGGUAUUGCAUCUGUGCUGCGGGAGCUGGAGUGGUUGAAGGGGCGGGAGGCGGGCGAGGGGAGGGAGUUAUUUGUGUGGGUACUGAAUGAAGGGGCGGAAGGGUGCUUGGAGGCGUUUGUGCGAAUGGCGGAGGAGGCGGGGUUGGGGCUGAGCGUAUGGGGUGGGGGCGCCCUUGAUGGGGAUAAUGGUAGGAGGAGGGCCUGGUGUCAGAAGAAUUUGAAGGCAAGUAGGAAGCAGGUGGCGCCGCUACUAAGGGAGAGUAUCAAGGUGGGGGCCAAGAGGGAAUCCAAGGUUUAG
Molecule: messenger RNA, 1404 nt
Organism: Morchella importuna
Lineage: Eukaryota; Fungi; Ascomycota; Pezizomycetes; Pezizales; Morchellaceae
Exons: 4
Coding region: 1-1404 (467 amino acids)
Cellular component (GO): cytoplasm
Molecular function (GO): exopolyphosphatase activity
Source: RefSeq, a predicted model, not a curated record